This is a messenger RNA of Egretta garzetta (little egret), 1735 nucleotides long. It is a transcript of the gene CENPL, whose product is annotated as centromere protein L. The record is from RefSeq and is a predicted model, not a curated record. Bases 1 to 876 code for a protein of 291 amino acids. NCBI's taxonomy places the organism in Eukaryota, Metazoa, Chordata, Aves, Pelecaniformes, Ardeidae. The transcript has 4 exons.
AUGCCAAAAGAAAACGUAGAUCCCCAGAGAACAGCGUUUCUACUGCGCAAGCAGUGGACCCUAUACAGCGUGAGCCCUCUGUACAGAUUCUCCAACGCUCAGCUGAGGGAUUACGCUAGGCUGCUCAGUGCUUUUAUUGCUGCCGAGAAGCAGAAAGGAUUGGCGGUGGAAGUAGGGGUUGAGCUGGACAUCAAAGUGGCUGUCUCCAGUCUUCCAGACCUGAAGGGUAGUGACCAAGACCAGGCUGCCAUUCUCGUGCAGCUUUCUUCAAGAUCACCAGCUUCCCCAAAAAACUCAGAAGAGAAACUGGUAUGGUUGGGCUGGUUCUGCUGUGUGGCUGGAGAUGAUCUUUCACAGAACGUGCCAGAGGACUUCACUUGCUUACCUUUGUUUCUUGCUAAUGGGGCAGAGAGUUACACGUCCAUUGUUGGAAGCUGGUUUCAGAAGACUUUUGACUGCCGCUUCCGCCGUUUAGCCAUCAGCCCUCUCAACCUCAGCUGGAUGGCAGCUAUGUGGACUGGAUGCAAAGUGGAAAAAACUGCAUCUGCCAUGGAACUUGUUUUCUCUGUCCCCCGUCUGCCCCAGCCUCUGGAUAUUUCAUAUGCCAUUCAUCCAGAGGAUGCAAAAGCUCUAUGGGACACAGUCCAAAAAACGCCAGGAGAGAUUACUCAAGAAGAGGUGGAUGUCUUUAUGGACUGCCUUUACUCUCACUUCCACAGACACUUUAAGAUCCAUUUGUCAGCCACAAAACUGGUGAAAGUUUCUACAGCAAUUGCCUCAGCGCACUGUGAUGGGAUUGUAAAGUUUCUACAAAGCCAAUACCUAACUGGAGUGCUGAUGCUGCUGACAGAACUAGCAAUCUCUCAGAUACAGUGAGAGUCAUUUCAGCAAAUCUUCAUGUGAAAAAGGCUUCUGCUGGAAGAUGUAUGCUGAGAAACAGAUUGGAAACUCACUCCUGCAGCAUCUGUUGUCCUUUCAUGCUGGCUGACCAAAGUUGGACUCCAACUCCUGCACUCAACAUCAUAGCUAGCUGUAAUUCAAGCUCACAUGCAGCAAAGAUGAACAUUUUGCCCUAAAGAAAGGCUACAGUACAAAUUUCUAAGAGCUGAUUAAGCACCUUUGUUUUAUCAUAGUCACUUUGUUCAUUUAUGUAAACUUUGCAAAUUCUUGGAUGCAACUUAUUGACAGGUAUUUCUGUUGUUUCAAAUACAAGUUAGUUUUCAAUUAACUACGUAACCUAAGCUAUAUAGACCUUAGCCUUAGCUUGCGACUACUCUUGGGCCAGUCCAAGUGCAAAGUCAAGCACACCUGAGAAAGGGUGCAUGCUCUACAACCCAGGGCAGAAAAAUCCAGGUCUCCAGCUUCCUUUCUAGCUUGCUAAGGCCAGUUGGUAAUGGUCAUAAAGUGUUCAUCUGUGUCCUGGGUGGGCUAAGGCAAAUAGUGUGAGACUGACAACUGCCUUGUGCGCCCAGCCCGUUGGUCCUCUCAGACAAGUUAAUACAUAGGAAAUUGAGGUCUGUGUAUAAGCUAGAUACUUACUACAUUUUGCCUGAUGUUUGUUGUCUUGGAUGUAGUUUUGUAGGCCACAGAGCUCUUAGGGUUGGAGCUAGGGCUGCUAAAACUUUAUACUAGACCUCUUCCUUCUACAUGGCAGGUAGGAGUUCAGAGACCUAGUAGUUGUAGCUUAAAUAAGCAGAAAGGGAGUAAGUACAUGUUAAGUAUUAUGAUUUUUGUA